AUGCCAGCCGCAACAGCCUCCAACAAUGCCGCUGCUGCCGGUGGUAUGAACAACGGAGACAACGGCGCUUCGAAUUCCAAACCAGUCAACAAUUUCCCUCCUCCCAAAACCGAUAAACCACGGCCUCAUGUUUGCGGCACUUGCCAGAGGUCAUUCGCUCGACUGGAGCAUCUUAAGCGACACGAAAGAUCGCACACAAAAGAGAAGCCCUUCGAAUGUCCCGAGUGUGCGAGAUGUUUUGCGCGGCGGGACCUGCUGCUACGGCACCAGCAGAAGCUUCAUAUGACCACGACGCCGUCAUCUCGUCCCAGAAACCGUCGGGAGAGUGUGGCUAGCAAUAGUACGGCCGGGCCGGGUCGAGUGCGAAAAGGAUCCGUUGCGAAUGGCCAUGCCGCGGCGACUAUGAGACCCAGAGCCAAUACCAUAAGCCAUGUGGAUGGUGCACACAUGCAAUUGAUGGCCGCGGCGAAUGCUACUGUUGCUCGAGCCGGAAUCAAUGUUACACAUCCCACCCACAGCCGUCAUCCCAGCCUCGCUGGACUGCCCAUGCAGAAUGAAUAUGUUUUUGGUGGUAUGUCUGCGGCCAUGGGCCAGCGAGGGUUGAAUCAUGGCUUGCCAAAGUUGGAGACUCAUGGAUUCAAUCAUAUGGAUUACGGUGGUGGUCUGCGGACAGCGCCAGUUGCUGGCGGCUUUAACAAUGCCGACUUUGACUAUGAAGGACUGCUUUUUGGCCCAGGCUCCACGACCAUUAAUCCCAAUGCUCUCCAUUACAACGACUCUCCACAGUCAAUGGCCAUGGACGCGCAGUCUCCCUACCACCAGGCUUUUCCGGACAUGUCUGCUAGCCAAGCACUGGAUGAUAACUUUGACUGGAUGCACGGCUUUGACCAGCAGAUGACAUUCCAGGACGGAAACGAAAAUGCCAUUGAUGGUUCCUCGCCUUCGGCAAUUAGCACCGCUAGCCAAAGCGGCAUUAGUGAGGUCAUGUUGGAUGGUUCUAAUAAUCCAGCGGCUCAAGCGACCUCCAUGUGGCAGCAAUCCAUGAUGGGGCCCCCACACGCAGCGUCUCACCCUUUUGGUAUGGACAUGGGGAACUCAGGAUUCAGCGAUUUGAUGAACGGCCCAUUAUCUCCUCAUAACAUGUCCCAGAAAAACAUUAAUGAUCCUUAUUUUUCCACACCUCCACCGUCCAUGACCGCCGGUAUGAGCCCUUCAAUGCUUGGAUUUGGCACACAAGCAUACCCUCCUCAGAUGAACAUGAGACCUGAGACUCCAGUAUCUGUCAAUGGCUUGAACGUUCAGUCUCUGCUACCCUUAUCUACCAUUACAGACACUACCCGGCAGGCUCUGUUAAGCGCGCUCGCUCAAUGUAGUCCUUAUGGCGGUCGAAAAUAUUCCUUCCCUGCCACGAGCUCCCCGCUAUCACCUCACUUCAAUAGCCGCGCUCCUGCAAUGGCUGAAGGUCCGCGGACGCUUCCUAGCACGCACGACCUUCAGCGCUACAUUGGAGCGUAUAUUCGAUACUUUCAACCACAUCUACCUUUCCUUCAUAUUUCAACGUUAUCCUUCGAUGUGUCUACAAUCCACGGCGACGGCACUCAAGCUGCUGGCUUAGUCGGUGGACGCGGGUGCCUCAUCCUUUCUAUGGCCGCCAUUGGUGCGUUGUACGAGUUGGAACAUGCUCAGUCGAAGGAGCUGUUCGAAUCUGCGAAGAAAAUGAUUCAAUUAUACCUAGAAGAACGCCGAAAGGCGGAUGUGCGCAAAGCCGAUCACCGAAAAUCAGGAGUUGACCACGGCGUCAGAGCGUCCGAGAACUCAGUUCAUACCCCAGUUUGGCUGGUCCAGGCUAUGUUGCUGAAUGUGGUUUACGGUCACAAUUGUGGUGACAAGACUGCUGGAGAUAUUGCAAGCACCCACUGCGCCGCUCUGGUUAGCCUUGCGCGAGCUGCGAAGCUCCUGACACCUCAAAGCGUCAGCAGUGUUCAGGAUCAACAAGAGGCAGGACACUGGGGAAGUGAAGAUAUACCAGACGAUCAACAGGAGUGGUACAAUUGGAAAUCUAUGGAGGAACGAAAGAGAACUUUAUAUGCCGUCUUUAUUUUGUCGAGCUUACUUGUGUCUGCUUACAAUCAUGCCCCAGCUCUGACGAAUUCUGAGAUCAAGCUUGAUCUUCCAUGCGACGAAGAAUUCUGGACCGCAGAAUCAGCAACGAAUUUCUACUCAAAGGGCGGCGCUCAGAUGGCGAAUCACAACCAGGUCAGCUUUCAUGACGCUUUAGCCGAGCUUCUGAAAACCAGCGAGAGACAACAGCAACAAAAGAUGGAUCAAGGUCAGACAUUUGGAUCGAAUAGUCCUCAAGAGCUUCCAAAAAGUGAUCUACGACCCAGCACGUUUGGGUGUUUAGUGUUGAUCAACUCAAUACACAAUUACAUAUGGGAGACGAGACAACGACAUCAUAACCGCGUUUGGACAAACGAGGAGACUGAGAAGAUGCACAGACACAUCGAGCCAGCUUUAAAGGCAUGGCAAGCAGCCUGGGCAAACAAUCCUCAUCACAGCCUUGAGCGUCCUAACCCAUUCGGUUAUGGACCUUUAUCAGCCGAUAGCAUUCCACUUCUUGACCUCGCCUACGUAAGAUUAUUUGUGAAUCUGUCACGAUCGAAAGAGAAAUUUUGGCAGAGAGAUUGGGAUGGUAUGGCCGAGGAGCUGUCUCGUGGCAAUGAAAUUAUUCAGCAUGCUGAACAUUCUCCAGAAUCAAAUGGAGAUUCGGACAUGUCUACAUCUAGUUCUGUUUUUGUGGAUACACCUCCGACCUCCACCUCUUCUCCCGAAUUCAAAGCGGAUGUUAUGCCGGGACUUAAUGGUCAAGACAACGUCCAAAUGUCAAAUACCCUAAAUACGUCAACUACCCACGCAACCUCGAAACGAGAACGGCACCUACGCAAAGCCGCCUUUUAUGCUGCGGACUCACUUUCCAUGUCCGACAAAUUAGGCGUCACUUUUGCCGAUUUUACCUCUCGUGAGCUCCCGCUGCAGUCGGCUAUGUGCGCAUUCGAUUGUGCUCAAGUCCUAGCGGAAUGGGUUGCAACUGUUCAAGAACGUGUGGGCAGUUUUAUGGGCAUUCUCGGAAAAGACGAAAUUGAUUUUGGUCAGGUACCUGGUAUCAUGCUACUCGAAGAUGAAGACUGCAAACUUUUAGGCAAGAUUCAAGAAGUCUUGAACAGCGCUGAAAUCAAAAUGAAUUAUGAGCUUACUGGGUUGGGCUCUGUAGCUCCACACCACGUCGCUCAACAAUUGGCUGAUAAUUGUGGUUACGGCAGCCAGAUACUUAGGGUCACAGCUUAUAUGCUUGAUAAAGCUGCUGUUUGGCCAGUCACUCGUCUUAUGGCUCGUAGUCUCGAAACACAAGCUAGUCACAUGCGUGCACGAGCUGAGAACUCAGUCAGACCUCGAAAACAAUCACCACAAAUGUAA
Messenger RNA from Glarea lozoyensis ATCC 20868, 3474 nucleotides. Its product is annotated as C2H2 and C2HC zinc finger. The coding region runs from base 1 to 3474 and encodes 1157 amino acids. Gene Ontology annotation, molecular function: zinc ion binding; DNA-binding transcription factor activity, RNA polymerase II-specific; RNA polymerase II cis-regulatory region sequence-specific DNA binding. The transcript has 3 exons. Gene Ontology annotation, cellular component: chromatin. Gene Ontology annotation, biological process: regulation of transcription by RNA polymerase II; DNA-templated transcription. NCBI's taxonomy places the organism in Eukaryota, Fungi, Ascomycota, Leotiomycetes, Helotiales, Helotiaceae. The record is from RefSeq and is a predicted model, not a curated record.